Molecule: messenger RNA, 300 nt
Organism: Fraxinus pennsylvanica
Lineage: Eukaryota; Viridiplantae; Streptophyta; Magnoliopsida; Lamiales; Oleaceae
Source: the annotation of a GenBank genome assembly
AUGUAUUUGAGGGCUAAAAAUGGGGAUCUCCGUGUUAGGACUUGGAGGGCCAACAGGGAUGGUGGCAUCGGUGGCCAUGAGUCUUCAUCUGAGUGGAAUUAUAGUGGUGGUUCUGGAAAUUAUAAGUACUUUUCUGCGUUUCUGAAGGGAGAUGAUAGCAAGUUGAUGCACAGAAGCAGCAAUAAUGGGAGCAAAGUGAAGCCUCAGUCAGUUAUGGAAGCUAUAUUUCUUGCCACCAAUGGCCAGCCUUUUGAGGUGGCUUAUUACCCACGAACAAGCACGCCAAAAGUGCUGCGAUGA